AUGUUAGGGAUUAGUCUCGCCCAUCUUCUACCAUGGACCUUCCGCAGGUAUAAACAAACUCCCGAAUUGGUUUAUUUCUCUUUUCAGAAGACUGUUGGUUAUGAACAGUCAGACUCAAAAUGUUGUGCAGCUGGGCAUUGGCUUUUUCCUUAUUUUCUUCGCCUUCAACUCGGCCUCAUUCGUAGAGGAAGUGGUCAUCGACAGUUUUGCUGAAGAUGGGAGGAUAACGAAACAUGCUGGAUAUAACAGGUAUCAUCAUUUCAGCACACAAUGAACGGUCAAUAAGUAAGAAGUAAAUGAUUGCAGCCUGGCUAUUAUUUAUGGAUCUUUUACAAUAUUCAAUUUCUUCGCCGCAUCUGUCGUCCAUACACUCGGUGUGAAGACGUCAAUGUUCCUUGCCGGAGCAACUUAUGCCUUGUUUCAAGCGGGUUUCCUCUACAUUAAUGACAAGUUCCUCUAUUUUAGCUCGGCUCUUUUGGGUCUGGGGGCCGCAGGUAAGAGGGAUGUCGUCAGGCUUGUGAUUUUCAGUCAUCUGGACUGCUCAGGGGAAAUAUUUAUCCAUGAAUUCGACGGAGGAUACCGCUGAGAGGCAUGCGGGAAUUUUCUGGGCGAUCUCCCAGGCAUGGUAAGCAUGCUUACUUUGGUCUGUUUUGUCUUAUUUUACACAUUUUUUAGUUUGUCAUGUGGCGGUGUCUUCAUGUACAUUGUUUUUAAUUCGGAUAGCGAUAAAAUAUCGGAUCAAACAAUCAUGGUACUGUAUGGCGUCUUUACAAGUGUUACGGUACUUGGGAUGAUCCUAAUUAUGUUGUUGCGUCAUUCCAAAGGCCAAACUGUCCACUCUCCUCUAAUGUCAGAGGUCCCGGAUCCUAGCCCGGAACCCCAUCUCACAUUGCCACAGCUGUUUCGUGAGCGAAUAUUCAAAUUCUAGUACCUAUUCAGAGUCCAUGUUUGUGUUGUGUCGUCAGAAACAGAUGUUGAUGUUGAUUCUGGUGUUUAUUUACACCGGUAUCUCACUGAGUUUCUGGGGAAGUAUCUAUCCGACUUGCAUCGGAUUCACAAUCUUAUUGGGAGAGAACACAAAACGUCUGAUUGCCUUGAAUGCGAUGGCUGAGGGAUUGGGGCAAGCUUCAGGUAAUGAUUAUAAUUUUUUAUUAGAUCAAAGUCAUCCCUAUAAAGUAAUGAAGUCAUCCGCUCUUUGCGGAUGAUGAGGAACUGGCGUUGUUACUGUUAUUGCCUCCUUCAUCCAUAGUAUUCUCGUCUUUCUCCAGCUCACCGCGGCAGGAGUCGAUGGCAUAGACCACAUAAACAUCACAGUCUUUAUCCCAUGUGAUCCUGAAUACAUGUAAAUAGUAAAAUCAAAACUUACACAUUAGUACAGAGAUUUUCUUCUUUGAAUUCGGGUUCCUUCUUUGGAUGAGGUUUGAAACUGUCGGGGAAUCGCUCUUUAACGGUCGCAUAGUUAUGAUUUGUAAUACUCUCAGGGCGCAGCUUCAGUACUGGAUAGAAUUGUCUCAUGUCGUGUCUCAUAUUAGCCUCCACGGAAGCUUCCAGGGGUUCUCCGAGCUCCAGAACCUUCAACUUGAUGUUCUUUUCGGCAUUGGUUAGAAGAUGUUUGUGUUCUCUGUUUCUUGGGUCUAGAUUUGGGAUCUUUGAGCUAGGUAUCAUUCCUGGCAUCAUCCGUCCUUCAGCGAAAUCUCGGUACCAAGCACGUCGAUGUAGACAUAGUAAUAUAGUAGGGACAAGCGAGGAGAUUACUAGGAAAACCAGAUAGUCAAGCAUGACCGAUAAUUCGAGUAAAAUCAAAUCAAAAUUUGUUUUCAUUUAGGCGGUUUCAUCUUCGGAAUUCUUGGUUCCAAGAAGUUCAACAUUUCACGGACAAAGGUGGUGUGUAUUGCCACAGCGAUUAACGUCGUAUCAUUUGUUGCUGUUUAUAUCAACUUCCCUAACGACGCGUCUUUGGGGAAGACUGCGGCUCCUGGCCACAUUAGUCCAAACAUUUACUUGGCCUUGGCUUGUGGAUUUCUUCUCGGUUUUGGAGAUGCAACAUGGAAUACUCAAGUGUUCGCUACUUUGAUCGGCAGAUAUUCGAAGCAAUCUGCACAGGCUUUCUCGAUAUUCAAAUUCUUCCAGUCAUUGAUGGCAGCAGUCGCCUUUUUCUGUGGUACAACAAUUCCCUUGGAUUAUCAUCUAAUUUUGUUAACCGUCACUUCCAUUGUUGCGUGUAUUGCUUUCUCCAUAUCGGAGCGAUUAAGUUUGUCACAAGAAGGAAUGGACAAUGAGGCAACACACGUUGAGUAA
Molecule: messenger RNA, 2298 nt
Organism: Bursaphelenchus xylophilus (pine wood nematode)
Lineage: Eukaryota; Metazoa; Nematoda; Chromadorea; Rhabditida; Aphelenchoididae
Source: the annotation of a GenBank genome assembly